AAAAUUAAUUUUAUAUUUUAAAUAAUGACCAAAGAGGACAAUUUAUCGUUGGUUAUCCACAAAAAGGGUGACUUGCGUUUAGAGCAGACACCCAUACCUACUGAACUGGGACCCGAUGAGGUAUUAUGUAAAACCCAUUCGUGCGGUAUAUGCGGCACUGAUAUUCACUAUUGGAUGCACGGCUAUAUGAGCAGCUUUGUGGUCACCGAUCCGCUAAUACUCGGCCACGAAGUCAGCGCACUGGUAGACAAAGUCGGUUCAAAUGUUAAACAUUUGAAACCGGGCGACAAAGUGGCCAUCGAGCCGUCGCUGCCCUGUCGUAUGUGCCAUAACUGCAAGACCGGUAUGUAUAAUCACUGUCCGCUGUCCAACAAACAAGUCAAGGGGUCGCCAAACUUUCACGGAAUGUUGACCAGAAAGUUUACGCACCCGGCCGAUUUUUGUUUCAAACUACCCGACAAUGUUACCUACGAAGAGGGAGCUAUGGUUGAACCGUUGGCCGUAGCCGUACACGCCGUACGUCGCGUUAAUCUAACACUUGGCCAGACAGUGCUCGUAUGCGGCGCCGGUACUAUGGGUAUGAUGUGUUUGGCUGCGGCCAAAGCGCACGGUGCCUCCAAAGUCAUUAUGACUGACAUCAAUCAGUUCCGACUGAAUGUGGCCAAAGAGAUGGGCGCCGACGAGACAAUACUCAUCAAUCUGAAGACAUUCAGUGUCGAGGAUGUAGUAGCACAGGUCAAACAGUCGAUCGGAAACAAUGGUGAGGAUGGAGGACAGGGAGGAGUCGACAUUACGUUUGAGUGUACUGGUAACGAGGGCAGUACCAAAGUGGCCAUAUAUUCGACUAACAAYGGCGGCAAAGUGGCACUGGUAGGUCUCGGACCGCUUGAAGUCAAGGCACCGCUAGUUAAUGCCUCGCUCCGGGAGGUAGACAUCAUWGGAGUGUGUCGUUUUAGAAAUUGUUAUCCAAUGGCUAUCUAUUUGUUGGAAACGGGAAAAGUAAAUCUCAAACCACUGGUCACUCAUAAGUACCGAUUGGAGCAAUCAUUGGACGCCUUCAAGAAAAUGAUAGAACCGGACAAUAAUGCCAUCAAAGUGUUGAUCCAAUGUAACCAAGAUUUUUAAAUAACAACAAUAAUAAUACCGAAAUAAAUAAUAAUUAUAAAAAAAACAAAACAAAAAUAUAUGUAUAAAAAAAUUAA
Oppia nitens is the source of this 1202-nucleotide messenger RNA. RefSeq names its product sorbitol dehydrogenase-like. Gene Ontology annotation, biological process: D-sorbitol catabolic process. Bases 25 to 1125 code for a protein of 366 amino acids. The transcript is spliced from 5 exons. The record is from RefSeq and is a predicted model, not a curated record. Gene Ontology annotation, molecular function: L-iditol 2-dehydrogenase (NAD+) activity. Lineage: Eukaryota; Metazoa; Arthropoda; Arachnida; Sarcoptiformes; Oppiidae.